UUCUUCUCUCACCCCCGCACGCGGACGCGGCCUCCCUCCCUUUCUCUCUCCUCCCGCUUCCCGACUUCCCGUUGCUCUGUCCCUCCCUCCCUCGUCCGAUCUGCAUCUGCCCCGGCCCCCUUCUCUCCCCGCCUUCUCGUUUUUUUCUUCUCCCUUCGUUCUCGGCAGUGUCAAGAUUUGUGUUUCUUUUCGUCGGAGCGGCGGCGGUGGAGUGGUGGUGGGGCGGCGGGAGAUUCAGGGAGAUCUAGCUCGAUCCGCCUCGGUUCUUGGAGCUUGAAGACGCGGGGAGGCGAGAUGGCGGCGCAAGAGCAGGAGCAGCAGGCCAAGACGAGCACCACCAGCUCGCUGCCGUCCAGCAGCGACCGCUCCUCCAGCUCCGGCCCCAACAACCUCAAGGAAGGAGGCGCGGAGAGCGACGAGGAGAUACGGCGGGUGCCGGAGAUGGGCGGCGGGUCGGCGUCGUCGGGCGCGGGGGACGGCAAGCAGCUGCAGCUGGCGGCGGCCGGGGGCGGGCAGGCCCCGGCGGGGAAGAAGCGCGGGCGCGCCGCCGGGGACAAGGAGCAGAACCGGCUGAAGCGGCUGCUGCGGAACCGCGUGUCGGCGCAGCAGGCCCGCGAGCGGAAGAAGGCCUACAUGACGGAGCUGGAGGUGAAGGCCAAGGACCUCGAGCUCCGCAAUGCCGAGCUGGAGCAGAAGGUCUCCACCCUCCAGAACGAGAACAACACGCUCCGCCAGAUACUGAAGAACACGACGGCGCACGCCGGGAAGAAGCCGAGCGGCGGCAAGGGGGGAGACGGCGGCAAGAAGCACCACCACUUCGGCAAGGGCUAGCAGAGCUUCUCUGCUCUGCUGCGACGAUGGUUGUUGCUAGGAACCACCGGACGUCUGCUCAUCUGACCAUUGUUAGGACACUGCUGUUGUUGUUUGCCGCCGCAGUUUGACGCUUGGCUUGUCUUCUUCUUCUUUUUCACCCUUCUCUUCUCUUCUCUUCUCCACGGUUGCUCGGUCGCCCGCCCGCUUUUGAUGUCUCACUGCCACUGUUGUGUGUGCCCUGUCCAUUGUAGCUUGUUGUUAGGAAUGUUGAUCUAUGUGAACAUUGGUUGUGUA
Molecule: messenger RNA, 1107 nt
Organism: Triticum urartu
Lineage: Eukaryota; Viridiplantae; Streptophyta; Magnoliopsida; Poales; Poaceae
Product: transcription factor HY5
Biological process (GO): response to far red light; regulation of photomorphogenesis; positive regulation of transcription by RNA polymerase II
Cellular component (GO): nucleus
Molecular function (GO): DNA-binding transcription factor activity, RNA polymerase II-specific
Source: RefSeq, a predicted model, not a curated record